Molecule: messenger RNA, 1152 nt
Organism: Spodoptera litura
Lineage: Eukaryota; Metazoa; Arthropoda; Insecta; Lepidoptera; Noctuidae
Source: RefSeq, a predicted model, not a curated record
AAACCGCUGUCAAAGAAGGACGUGUAUCGGAUAAUACUAACGUGAAAUUAAAAGUUAAGUGUAAUACAGACGAUAAAAAAAUGGAUAAUAAAAUGGAAAUAGAUUUGAAAGGAAAAGUGGCGAUAGUGACUGGUGCUAGUUCAGGCAUUGGAGCAGCAACUGCAAUAGCAUUCGCUAAGCAUGGAGCCAAGCUGUCUUUAGUGGGACGUGAUGAGGUGAGGUUGCUACAGACAGUAAACAAAUGUGUGGAAGUGAGCAACGAAGUACCAUUGUGGGUGCGACUAGACCUGACACAACCAGGCGCCUGCGAGGCAGUCGUCAACAAGACUGUAGAAACAUAUGGAAAGCUAGACAUAUUAGUGAACAGUGCCGGCAAAGUAGUACUAUCAGACCUCACCGAUGAGUCAAUGGAGAAACUUGACGACUUAAUGAACUUAAACUUCAGAGUACCGUAUCGUUUAACACAGUUGUCGCUACGUCACUUAGAGAAGACGAAGGGGAACAUAGUAAACAUUGGGAGUUCGAUGUCGAAGCGAGGUUUGCCUGGAACGUUGGGAUAUACUCUAUCCAAAGAAGCACUGCAGACGUUUAGUAGACAAGCCGUUUUAGAAUUAGCACCUUUAGGAGUGAGGAUAAACUGUAUAACUCCUGGACCUUCAAGAACAAAUAUUCGAGCUCCUCUAAUCGUAAACAAUCCUCAUUUGCUAGCUGAUUUAAGUGCAGCUUACGCUCAAUAUCUUGAUAAUGGCAUGAUUUUGGAUCCAAAUGAAAUUGCUACACUGAUAUGUUGGACAGCGAGUGAUAUGUUUCCUAAUUUGAAUGGUGCUGAUAUGUUAUUGGACGGAGCACAUUGUAUGGCUUUUUCGACGUAAACGGCGUCAUUUUUAAUGAAUCAUCGUUUUUAUCAGCCUGUAUAUAUUACUAAGUGAUCUUCAGCUCUCCAAAUCCAUUCACUGCCAGUCACAUUGCAGACAGACGUUGCUGUUGGUCUAGCCGUGGUUUACUUCGAACCAAGUUUUGUGCAUGACAUAGAUACUUGUAAAAACGUUCAGUGGAGUAUAAUAAAGUGAAAAGUUUUAAGUACUAAAUAAUUCAUUUCCAUGUUUUAUAUUUAAGUAAGUGCAAGAAAAUGGAAGUAAUACAGAUUCUAAA